Molecule: messenger RNA, 612 nt
Organism: Chelonoidis abingdonii (Abingdon island giant tortoise)
Lineage: Eukaryota; Metazoa; Chordata; Testudines; Testudinidae
Source: RefSeq, a predicted model, not a curated record
AAAGAAACCUGAAGAAGAGAAGGGCCAUCCUUCAGAUUCUGCAGGCCUGUGCUGUCCUCCGGGAGGUGCAUUUUGCUGAAUAGUCACUUGGUUACACUGGAGACAGCAGCAGCACCACCAUCAGCUGCAGCAGGUAUGGAAGCAGCAGUGGUGAAAGCACCAGAAGGGGCUGCUGCAGCAGUGGAAGCACCAGAAGGAACAGCAGCUGCAGCAGCAGUGAUGGAAGCACCAGAAGGAGCAGCUGCAACAGCUGUUGUGGAAGCACCAGAAGAUGCAGCUGAAGCAGCAGCAGUGAAAACACAAGUAGAUCUGAAGUCAGUAGCCAAAGCAUCAGAGAGGGUGGCAACAGCAGAAGUAGCCAAGGGGCUGCAGUCAGCAGCAGCAGAGCUAAAACACAAAAGGAGGAGUGCAAGAUUAAAGCUGAGGAGCCCCACACAGAGAGAAGAGGAGAAAGAGGUGAAGGAAGGUGAAGUGAAAUGAAAUGAAGUGCUAUUCCAUGUAAUACCAUCAGGAAGAGAACACUGUCUACAAGCAGAUCCAAUCCAACUGCUGUUUGAAUGUGGUAGGACACCAAUCACGUCCCUUUAGAGAGAGCGCAGGUCCUCGUUGAAA